This is a messenger RNA of Pseudophryne corroboree (corroboree frog), 2147 nucleotides long. RefSeq names its product TNF superfamily member 9 (gene TNFSF9). Gene Ontology annotation, cellular component: plasma membrane. The coding region runs from base 1 to 1107 and encodes 368 amino acids. Lineage: Eukaryota; Metazoa; Chordata; Amphibia; Anura; Myobatrachidae. Gene Ontology annotation, biological process: positive regulation of activated T cell proliferation; immune response; positive regulation of cytotoxic T cell differentiation. Gene Ontology annotation, molecular function: tumor necrosis factor receptor binding. The transcript has 5 exons. The record is from RefSeq and is a predicted model, not a curated record.
AUGUCGCUGAUCAUUAUUCUUGUCAUGGAGAAAAGAAACCCUGAGAAACAGAAUGUAUGGCUGGUUUCAGCUUUAAGAGAAAAGAAGAAAAUACCCCACAAAACUGUGAUCGCAGCAAUAGAGUCUCGGAGCGGGAAGCCCACUAAGAACCUCUGCAAUCCCACUAAGAACCUCUGCAAUCCCACUAAGAACCUCUGCAAUCCCACUCAGAACCUCUGCAAUCCCACUAAGAACCUCUGCAAUCCCACUAAGAACCUCUGCAAUCCCACUCAGAAGAACCUCUGCAAUCCCACUAAGAACCUCUGCAAUCCCACUCAGAACCUCUGCAAUCCCACUAAGAACCUCUGCAAUCCCACUCAGAACCUCUGCAAUCCCACUAAGAACCUCUGCAAUCCCAUUAAGAACCUCUGCAAUCUGGCUGGACCUGCUUUAAUCUCAUCUGCCACUAUGACCACCAUGUCAACUCCAGUAAGAUCUGAAGACCCAGAGAACCCAGGGGCCACGCAAAGGAGAUGCCGCUGCCUGGACUACUGCCUUGUUUUUUCAUUAGUACUGCUUACUAUUGUAGUUGGGUCACUUUGUGUCUUGUACUUGGCUUGGGAGAGACCACUCGUGGAAUACAGUGCCAGAGCCAUCAAACGGGGAGCCCAACAGAAAAGCAGUUCUCAUCUUUUGAUGGAUACUGUUGUGCUGGAGAACAAUACCACAGUAGAGUGGACCCAAAAUAAUAUGGACGACACCUUUUUGGGCAACGAUUUUUCAUAUGAAAAUAAUGAACUGGUGGUAGGAAGAGCCGGUGUGUACUACGUGUAUUCUCAGAUGGCUUUGAUAUGCCGUGGCCACUGCCAAGAAGAAAGGACAGUGUCCCUCUCUGUCCUUAAAAAUACAGAAGAAAAACCAGUCCUAGAGUUAAACAUCCAAACCAAAGAGUCUUCCAUGAGGAUCCCACCUUCAUCCUUCACCGCGGGCAGCAAAAAUCUCCGAGCCGGUGACAGGAUAAGGGCACGACUCUGGGUUAGCCACAACAUCACGGACUGGCAGAUUGAUCAACAUAACAGCUUUCUUGGACUUUUCUGGAUCAGUGACCACCCAUCUCAGGAAAGUUAAUGAGUCAAUGAGCAGUCAAUGUCAAAGGAAUACCAUAGACUCAUUCUUUGCAAGAGACAAAAAGCACUACUGAACUUUCUGAUCACUUGUGAACGUUGCACAUGCAUUCAUUUAUACUCAGGUCAAGGAGUAGAGGCCUUACAUUUACUCUGCAUCUGGAUAUGAGAGACAGAGGUCUCAUUAUCACUGUGUGAUACUAGGUUAGAAAAUUGUGUAUGAUUAAUUCUGAAAAUGCUGCUCUGCAUCUCUGAAAUGGUGGCAUCCUCAAGAAAUGGUGCCACUGAAAUCGUCUUCCUUUGAGAUUCAUCAUUUUACCUCAGCCAACAUUGGUUCUCAUCUUGCUUUUACCUAUUGUAGCUUUCACUAUGCUCUCUCUCCUAUCACGUUAUAAUGUCCUGUAGAUCCACUUCCCAAGGGACACUGUUUUCAUGUGGAUGGAAGGCUAGAUUAGUAUGAUUUGAACCAGUUCCGUAGACUGGUUGAUUUUUAUGCCCCCUACAUUUGAAAAAAAUAUAUUGCUGUUUCUCGGAGGCCUACGGUCUCUGGGUCAGUCUUUGUCCUCUCCAUUCCUUAAAUUUUUCUUUAGCUUCCUUAUCCUCAUUUUAUCCCUCUUUGUCUGUUUCUCUCUCUUUCUAACUCACUCUCCCUUCCCUUCCAUCCUCUCUCUAUCUCACUCCAUUUCCCUCCCCCCUCUCUUUUUAUCUCCUUACAGCUCUCCCUCUCUCUUACUUGCUCUCCCUCACUCCCUCUCUCUUGCUCUCCCUUCCUCACCCCCUCUCUCUUGCUCUGCCUCUCUCUCUUGCUCUCCCUUCCUCACCCCCUCUCUCUUGCUCUCCCUUCCUCACCCCCUCUCUCUUGCUCUCCCUCCCUCACUCCCUUCCUCUCUCUAUCUUGCUCUCCCUCCCUCACUACCUCCCUCUCUCUAUCUUGCUCUCCCUCCCUCACUCCCUUCCUCUCUCUAUCUUGCUCUCCCUCCCUCACUACCUCCCUCUCUCUCUCUAUCUUGCUCUCCCUCCCUCACUCCCUCACUCUCUCUAUCU